Messenger RNA from Trachymyrmex septentrionalis, 2469 nucleotides. RefSeq names its product lymphocyte cytosolic protein 2-like. The record is from RefSeq and is a predicted model, not a curated record. Gene Ontology annotation, biological process: intracellular signal transduction; cell surface receptor protein tyrosine kinase signaling pathway. Bases 371 to 2125 code for a protein of 584 amino acids. The transcript is spliced from 9 exons. NCBI's taxonomy places the organism in Eukaryota, Metazoa, Arthropoda, Insecta, Hymenoptera, Formicidae.
UUAAGAUUAUAUAUCACGGGCCGGGAAUCAUAUGUCAAAGAUAACACUCGGACAAUCACGAGCGUGAAAUUAGGCACAGAUCAUAAUUCAUGCAAUAUGUCAGGAGGGGAGGGCCCUCACUUUACGCGAGACAGGCCUGACAACGCAGGUGCGCCACGAGAAACUAACCAAUCGCGCGAAUGGACAUUGACGAGGGUGAUGGUCACGAGUAGAGCAGGAGUGAGGAGUGAAAACGAAGAGAGAAGGGGUGACCUGUCAGACGGUCGCGCGGUCGGCGCGAUCACAAAAAGCUGAUGCAGACGUCGUCGGACGGCGAACGUGCACGUGCGGUGGUUGGUUUUUUUCUUCUUCGCGUGUGCGGUGGCCCGCGAUGUCCAAGAAGUUAUCGCGGGCCGAUGCCCUCGACAACAUCUCCGCCUGGGACACAGAGGGAGUGUUGUGCCUGUUGCGCAAGAAUGGACUGGAAGAAUGUUGCAAGGCUGUGGCGAAACGGCAAAUCGACGGCGAUGAGUUGCUGCACUUGACGGAUGGGAAGCUGGCUCUCUGGAAGAGUGAUCUCACGCGUCCACUGAUAGGAAAAUUAUGGACAUUUGUGCAAGAAUUGAACAAGUCUCCAGAAUUAUAUCUGCUGGAUAAGAUUAUAGAAGUACAACAAAACGAUGAUCAUUUGAGCGAUAGCGGUUCCUGGGGAACUGACUUCGAGGAUGAAGCAGCCGAGGAAAAUAAUUCUACCGCAAAUGUGCAAGAAAUCAUAAAACCAAGUCUGAUCAAGAACAAGCAAGUGUCUUUACAGAAUAAUAGGAUACCGGUUAGUAGAAUACCAACGUUAUUACAGUCGAAGAAAAUAAUAAAACCGGAACAGGAAGAAACUUACGCCAAUUGCAAAUCUUCUCCGGACGAAGAGGAGAAUAUGUAUGCGAAUUGUCAGGAAACGAAACCACCGCCGAUGAGAAAUGUUUCAAGGCUGCACAGUGAGUUGGAGAAAACUCUAGCCGGGAAAUUAAAGUUGGAAUUAGAAGAGUUGAAGCGGAGGAACGGUUCAACAAAGAAACCUGAGAUCAGGCCGAAACCGGAGACUCUGCCAUUGAAAAGAAUUCCGAUGACAGCUUCCGAUAAGAAAUCUCCGCAGAAAUCUUUCCUGCACAAUGGACCAAACAUGCACGAACGUGUUCCUAAUGAACAAAGCAAAACACAAAGAAGAAUGGGUGUGCCGCCGCCACCGGAACCCAAGAGAAACAAGGAUUACACAUCCGAGGAAAUCAAGAAAGGAGUCGAUAAGGAGUUAUCGAAACUACCGGUCAUCUUAAGAAAUUUUGACCUUGUGGCAAAUUUACCGGCACAAACGGAAGAGAGCGAAGACGAGUAUGAGCUAUUCGACGAAAACAUCAUUGAAAAGAAUGAGAUUUCGCGAGUCGAUAGUAAGCAGUCGUUGCACAGCGGUCGCCAGGGAUCAGUCGAAAGUGUUUACAAGCCUCCUAGCGCUGCGAGUCACGAGGAAGAAGAGGAUUACGAGAUUUAUGAAUCUAUCACGGAAACGCCGGAGGAUAAUGAUUACUUAAACCCCAUUCAAAGGAUAAGUGAUACACAAGAACCACCUCCUUUACCCGCUAAACCAUCACCGCCUCCACUGGCUUCGACUCUUCCCAAUAGAACCAGAUCAGAGAAAGAGCGAUCACCGGAUAAGAAAUCAGCCACAUUACCUCAUGCUGGCAGUAACACUUCGAUGUCAACCGAGAGAGCCACACGGCCACUACCACCGCCGCCUGAAAGAUCUUAUAUAGACAAGCCCUGGUUUCAUAAUAUUUCGAGGGAACAAGCAAUUAUUCUGAUCAAAGAACAAGGUACUUACAGUAAUCCACAAGACGGAUAUUUUCUUUUGAGACCGUCAACGACAAAUCUUGGUAAUCCUCUAACCUUGGUUCUGUGGUAUAAGGAUAGAGCCUACAAUGUUCCGGUCAGAAAAAGAAGUGACAACAGAUACGCAUUGGGCUCCGCGAAAGUGAAUGAGCUGUCUUUCUCAACGGUUGAAGAGAUCAUAGUGUUUCAUAUGAAGGAAGAACUCAUGCUCUACAGCGGCGGUGUACAGACCGGAAGUACUAAAUUGACUGAUACUCCACCAAAGUGAUUUUAGUCCACUACGUCCAAUUCUACUUUAAGCAGGAAGAAAAUAUUUUCAUCGAUAAUUUCGCUGUACAUAAGAGUUAUACAUGACGUGUAUAAACACUGCCGAGCACAUUUUUGCUAGAUAUUUCAACAAUAUAAAGAAUAGGCUGACCAACAAGAAUUUAAGUGGUGCCUUUGUGUGCAUUUAUAAUAGAUACAUGAAUUAAUUAUUUUCGUAAUCGCGUUGCACAAAACAUUAUUGUUAUUUUAAUAUUAUUCCAUAAUAUUCCAAUAACAAGUUCUGGUUCGAUUUUUAUGUCUAAGAUUCAUCUUGACAAUUAUACGUGCCUUCAAUAAAAUGACAUA